Messenger RNA from Eptesicus fuscus (big brown bat), 3159 nucleotides. It is a transcript of the gene TRIM26, whose product is annotated as tripartite motif containing 26. The transcript has 9 exons. Lineage: Eukaryota; Metazoa; Chordata; Mammalia; Chiroptera; Vespertilionidae. The record is from RefSeq and is a predicted model, not a curated record. Bases 361 to 1983 code for a protein of 540 amino acids. Gene Ontology annotation, molecular function: zinc ion binding; protein binding.
GGGGCAGCAGGCAGCUGUCGGGUCAGGAAGUGGGCCAGGCGGCAAAGCGCGGCCGGGCCAGCUCUGCGGGGAGGCACAGCGGGAGCGGUCCAGCGGUCAAGGGGCGCUCUGCAGGCCCCCGCCGAGCCUCACGGUCGGACGAGAGGCAGACCCAAAGCCCAGCGCGGGGACCGUCUGCGCAGGAAGUGCCCGAGCUCGCACUGCCGGUGCUCAGGCGCUGGAACCUGAAGGAGUGCUGGCUGGGCCCGGAGCAGCUGUGCGGCCUGUGGCUGCCCAGCUGAGGGCACUGCCUAGUGGACGUUGCAGGAGCAGGAGCCCCACCCGGGAGCAGAGGCCCUCUGAGCCAGGACCAAGGACAGCAUGGCCACGGCCGCGCCGCUGCGCAGCCUGGAGGAGGAGGUGACCUGCUCCAUCUGCCUGGAUUACUUGCGGGACCCGGUGACCAUCGACUGUGGCCAUGUCUUCUGCCGCAGCUGCACCGCCGACAUCCGCCCUGCCUCUGGGGGCCGCCCCGUCUGCCCCCUCUGCAAGAAGCCUUUUAAGAAGGAGAACAUCCGCCCCGUGUGGCAGCUGGCCAGCCUGGUGGAGAACAUCGAACGGCUGAAGGUGGACAAGGGCAGGCGGCCGGGGGACGCAGCCCGGGAGCCGCAGGACGCGAGGCUGUGCGAGCGGCACCGGGAGAAGCUGCACUAUUACUGCGAGGACGACGGGCAGCUCCUGUGCGUGCUGUGCCGGGAGUCCCGGGAGCACAGGCCCCACGCGGCCGUGCUGCUGGAGAAGGCCGCCCAGCCCCACAGGGAAAAAAUCCUGAACCACCUGAGUAUUCUAAGGAGAGACAGAGACAAAAUUCAGGGCUGCCAGGCGAAGGGAGAAGCUGAUAUCCUGGCUGCGCUGCAGAAGCUCCGGGAGCAGAGGCAGCACGUCGUGGCCGAGUUUGCGCAGGGCCACCAGUUCCUUCGGGAGCGGGAGCAGCACCUGCUGGACCAGCUGGCCAGGCUGGAGCAGGAGCUCGCCGAGGGCAGGGAGAAGUGCCAGGCCAGGGGCAGCGGGGAGCUGGCCCGGCUGGCGCUGCUCAUCUCCGAGCUGGAGGGCAAGGCCCAGCAGCCGGCCGCAGAGCUCAUGCAGGACACCAGGGACUUCUUGAGCAGGUACCCACGGAAGAAGUUCUGGCUCGGGAAACCCAUUGCUCGGGUGGUGAAGAAAAGGACCGGAGAAUUCUCAGAUAAACUCGCGUCUCUGCAGCGAGGCCUGCGAGAAUUCCAGGGGAAGCUGCUGAGAGACUUGGAAUAUAAGACGGUGAGUGUCACCUUGGACCCGCAGUCAGCCAGCGGGUUCCUGCUGCUGUCCAAGGACUGCAAGUGUGUGACCUACAACAGCGGCCUGUACCACUGCGCCUACCUGCACCCCCAGCGGUUUGACUGUGAGCCCGGGGUGCUGGGCAGCAAGGGCUUCACCUGGGGCAGGGUCUACUGGGAAGUGGAGGUGGAGAGGGAGGGCUGGCCCGAGGAUGAAGAGGACGGGGACGAGGAGGAAGAGGGGGAAGAGGAGGAGGAAGAGGAGGCUGGCUAUGGAGAUGGAUACGACAACUGGGAAACAGAUGAGGACGAGGAAUCAUUGGGGGACGAAGAGGAAGAAGAGGAGGAAGAAGAGGAGGAGGAAGUUCUGGAAAGCUGCAUGGUGGGCGUGGCCAGAGACUCUGUGAAGAGGAAGGGAGACCUCUCCCUGCGGCCGGAGGACGGGGUGUGGGCGCUGCGCCUCUCCUCCGCGGGCAUCUGGGCCAACACGGACCCUGAGGCCGAGCUCUUCCCGGCAGCGCGGCCCCGGAGAGUGGGCAUCGCCCUGGAUUACGAAGGGGGCACCGUGACUUUCACCAAUGCCGAGUCGCAGGAGCUGCUUCACACCUUCACGGCCACCUUCACCCGGCGCCUGGUCCCCUUCCUGUGGCUCAAGUGGCCCGGAACACGCCUCCUGCUGAGACCCUGAGCCCCUGCUGCCUGCCCUGGCCCACCCCUCGGUCUCCUCUGGAGUUCCAGGACUGAAGGCGGAAGGAGGCGCCUGGCCCAGCACCUGAAGGAGGGAGAGGGGGGACCCCACGGCCACUGCUGCGCCACCCACACUGCAGGGCGCCUCUUCUCCCGCCGCCUGGGCCCUGUGCAGGCUUCCAGCCUGGCUCCUCCCCCUCCCUCCGUGGCCUUUGACCCAGCCCUGCACUGUCUUUGCGGAGUAAGAGGCCAGGCAGCACUUUCUCGCCCAGGGUAGCAUUCCGUGCCACAUGUCCUGGGAAAGACUGGUGGACUGACCCACCCCAGCCACCGCUGUCCCCAGAUCCCAGAGCUUCCCCUCACCCCGUCCACUCUGCUGCCUUCCCUGCCACUUCCAGAGCGGCUCCGCCGAAGAGGGAAACAUCUAGGAAAAGGCUGCAAAUGGGCGGGAGGAAAGGCAGCGAGGCCUCCCUGGCAUUGGAGUCUGGCGCCCAGCGAGGUCUCGUGUGGAGGGCAGAGACCACGCUCUUCAGAGACCAGGGCUGUGCGGUCCCGACGGUGGAGGGGGCUCCUGCAGCCACGGGGUCUCGGGGGUGGUCUGCAUGCCUUGGCUUUGGGAUGACAGUUGUGACCAGGGGUCAGUAAGUGACCUGGGUUGGUCCUGGUGAGGAGAGUUUGUAAACACCCAGGAGUCUUGUCUUCAUGGUCCAUCUGGAAGCACGGGGCGAACAUCCCCUCGAGCAGAGCCUCCCCGCCGCAGGGCUGGACCAGCUUCUCCAGUGGGGCGCUCGGCUCCCGCACCGCCCCAUCCUCCGGGCGCAGGCUGGGGAGAGCAGGCAGUGGGUGUCCACAGGCCCAGCCCUGGUCCCAGCCUCUGUCCAGGCCCCACAGUGCCCACAAGCUCCCUGCUCCAGCCAGAUCACCGCGCAGCUGCCCUUCCAUGGCAGGCACUCUGCCUGCCCUGCCCUGAGCAGCUCUCCCCACCACUGGACCACCGUGCCCCCUCCGCCAGCACACCCUCCACGCCACAUGCUGCCUCCGUCACGCACAUCUGACUUCUGUCUAGUUCUGUAAGCUCUCGGAGGGCGGGCGCCAUCUCUUGUAUUUCUCUUGUAUUCUCCAUGGCACCUAGUGCAGUGCUGCGCAGAGUAGGUGCUCAAUAAAACCUUGUUGGACA